Molecule: messenger RNA, 852 nt
Organism: Cladophialophora yegresii CBS 114405
Lineage: Eukaryota; Fungi; Ascomycota; Eurotiomycetes; Chaetothyriales; Herpotrichiellaceae
Product: alcohol dehydrogenase
Exons: 2
Coding region: 1-852 (283 amino acids)
Molecular function (GO): oxidoreductase activity
Source: RefSeq, a predicted model, not a curated record
AUGUCGAUGCUCACAAUCAACGACACCUUGCCGUUACCCAACUCCUCUGUCCGCAUACCCCGCCUUGGGUUCGGCGUCUACCAGUCUCCUGCUUCUGUCUGCGUACAAUCAUGUCUCUCUGCGCUACAAGCCGGGUACAGGCAUAUUGACACCGCGCAAUUUUACGCCAACGAAAACGAAGUCGGCGAGGCUGUGCGAAAGUCCGGUUUGCCACGAUCCGAGGUGUUCAUCACCACCAAAAUCCUCUCCGCCGGCGGUAGCGUGGAGAAAUCCUACCAGAAAUGUCUCGACAGUGUGGAAAAGAUUGAUCCCGGCCACGACGGCUACGUCGACCUGUUCCUGAUACACAGCCCCAACGCAGGGAGCGCGAAGCGGAAAGAGAUGUGGCAAGCACUGGAGAAACUGUAUGAGACGGGCAAGGUCAAGAGUAUAGGAGUGAGCAAUUUCGGAGUCGGGCAUAUCGAGGAGUUGAAGGAGUACGCAAAGGUCUGGCCGCCGCACGUCAAUCAGAUCGAGCUUCAUCCGUUUUGUCAGCAGCGAACGUGUGUUGAGUAUUGCCAGAAGAAUGGGAUCGUUGUCGAAGCAUACUCGCCACUGGUCCGGAACUACAAAUCCAACGAUGAGACACUGGUCUCCCUGGCCAAGAAGCACAGCAAGACCACUGCACAGAUCCUCAUCCGAUAUUGUCUGCAGAAGGAUUGGGUGCCGCUGCCCAAGAGUGACAACCCUGACAGGAUCAAGCAGAACGCAGAUGUGUAUGAUUUCCAGCUUUCACAAGAAGACAUGGGCAGUCUGGAUGGCUUGGACCAGGGUGAUGGUGGCGCGAUUGUGCAAGCCGUGCGAAACUCAUGA